Molecule: messenger RNA, 798 nt
Organism: Aphidius gifuensis
Lineage: Eukaryota; Metazoa; Arthropoda; Insecta; Hymenoptera; Braconidae
Product: histone H1-like
Exons: 1
Coding region: 33-737 (234 amino acids)
Biological process (GO): nucleosome assembly; chromosome condensation; negative regulation of DNA recombination
Cellular component (GO): nucleus; nucleosome
Molecular function (GO): nucleosomal DNA binding; double-stranded DNA binding; structural constituent of chromatin
Source: RefSeq, a predicted model, not a curated record
CUUUUAUAUUAUUAUAAAUAAAUAAUUCAACGAUGGCUGAUAAGUCUGCAUCACCAGUUCCAGAAGUUGUUGCUCCAGCAAAAGCUGAAGCAGUGAAAAAAGCAACUACUGCAAAAAGUGCAAAGGCCAAGGCACCAAAGGCACUCAAGGCUCAUCCAAGUACUGCUGAUAUGGUCAAGGCUGCAGUCAAGGAUCUUGCUGAACGUAAUGGAUCAUCACUUCAAGCUAUUAAAAAAUACAUGGCUGCCAAUUAUAAACUUGACACUGAGAAACAUGCAUUGUUCAUCAAGAAAUAUCUCAAGUCUGCUGUAACAUCUGGUGAUCUCAUUCAAACUAAAGGUAAAGGUGCAUCUGGAUCAUUCAAACUUGCUGCAUUGAAAAAAGCAGCAAAGACUGAAUCAAAGCCAAAAAUUGUUAAAAAACCAACAUCACCAAAAAAAGUUAAAGCUGUUAAAAAACCAGCAGCAGCUAAAAAAGCUGAAACAGCAAAAGCCAUUGCCAAGAAAGUUACAGCACCAAAAAAAGCUGUUGCAGCAAAAAAACCAGUUGCUGAAAAGAAAACAACAACAGCUGUUGCAAAAGUUGUCAAACCAAAGGCAUCAAAAAGUCCAAAAGCUAAAAAAGCAACUAAAGCACCAACUGCCAAGCCUAAAUCACCAAAACCAAAAAAGGCUAUUGCUCCAAAAAAAACAGCUAAAGCAGCAGCAGCACCAAAAAAAGUUGCAGCAAAAAAAUAAAUUUAUUCAUCAUACAAAAUGGAUAAAUACUAAAAAAAAAAUCGGCCCUUUUCAGGGCCAU